GAAUCAGAGCUCCGCAGGAUCUGAACGGAAGACAUGGCUCCUUUAUCACGUUGGUUGGCCGCAGUGGUUCUGCUGAUUGGUUUUGCAGCAGCCCAUGAAAUCAAAGGAGGAAGAAAGCACUUCCACUGCACCAAAGAAGGGCGGUUCGGGGACCCCGAAGACUGUGGAAGCUUUAUUGACUGCAUUCCCGACAAGAAAGGGGGGCUCCUCGGUCGCUACGGUUCCUGUCGAGGUCGGGCAUUCGACGCCGAAGCGAAGAGAUGCGUCGACCUUCGGAAAGCUAACGGAUGCAAACCUCGUACUGCAAGGUCCCUCAACUCGGACCUUUCGCUGUCCCAUGUAUGUGAGGGCACCGAGGCCGGGUUCAUUUGCGCCGACUGCAAGACUCUGGUGAACUGUGUCAAUGGUAUCGCCUACCCAGAGCCGUGUGGUCAGGGGGACUUCUGCGCAACAAACCUUGUUGACUUUGGAGGCGACGUCUGUUACCCAGACAAACCAGAGGAGUGCAUGUGCGAGAAGCCGCAUUCGUUCAAGAGGGACCCUUACGAAACGGGACGCUUCUUAUUCUGCGAGAAAGAGGCUUCCGACCCGGUGAUCUACCAGUGCCCGGACGACCACUACUUCAACUCGACGAUCAGCCAGUGCGUCAACACCAUGGGACUUCCAGACUGCGAAAAGAUCGGCGUCUUUGCCGUUCCUGCCGACUGCAGCGUUUACUACACUUGCAUCUUCACUACCACCGGCUGGGUACAGAAACCGUUUUCGUGUAACGAAGGACUCAUGUACAACGAGAACAACGGUCACUGCGAAAACCCCUGCAACUGGGACGACGGAAAAUUCGCCUGCAGCAAAGAGGGACGAUUUGCCGAUCCUCUCAAUUGCAACCGUUACUACGACUGCGUGGCAGAUGAGUCAGACGACGGCUUCCGACAAACUCUGCACGAAUGCCCAGAGGAAUACGUUUGGGACUCGAGCGCUAACUACGGAUACGGCCACUGCGUCCUUGAAGGAUCCAGCCAGACACCUUGCCUCCCCCACAUGCCUGAGAAAUGUAGGAUUCCUAAUGGUUACUGCGCUUCCGAGGUUGAUGGAACCAAUGUCGACGAAACUGGGGACGAUGUGACCAAGAGUCCUUCUAUACAAGGUCUUGUAACUGAGGAGGGUGAAGGUCUCAUACCUGGCUUCUCAACAGACGUGUCAGUUUAAAUCAUAUGAGAAGAAACCCCUUGAGGUUCUGCUGAAGGAUGGGGUGCUUUGUUAUUUAAUGUGAUAGUUGCUUGUUAUUUAUUUUGCUUUAGAAAUACAUACUCUUUGGCUUUA
Molecule: messenger RNA, 1320 nt
Organism: Macrobrachium nipponense
Lineage: Eukaryota; Metazoa; Arthropoda; Malacostraca; Decapoda; Palaemonidae
Exons: 4
Coding region: 34-1206 (390 amino acids)
Cellular component (GO): extracellular region
Molecular function (GO): chitin binding
Source: RefSeq, a predicted model, not a curated record